AUGACGGACGAUUUUUAUAAUUCGUGGGUGGAACCUAGCAAAUACCCACGAAUACCCAAUGUAUACGAACCAAUUCAAGACCCCCAAAUUUCUGGUCCUUGUGGUAUUCGAGAAAAGAAAGAAUCUGCCUGGGCUCAUCAGGAUUCUCGGGAUAGCCAUCAAUCGUCUUGGACGAGCAAUCGCAAACCUUCGAGCGGCGAGGAAUCAUAUCAGUGGCUCAUCAACGACCGGACGAAUUAUUCUGUGGCUGUACAACUAGGGAGCAGCUACAGGAGCGAGAACCAUAUCCUUGGAGAUAACUUCAAAGACACAUCGAGGGACUGGCACUUGCCGUCUUAUCACCCAGAUCCAAUUGAGAAGAGACGUGCAAGGCGUGAAGCGAGCUUUGAGAAGUGGAAAGAUGCUGGUGAUAGGGCUUUUUGUCACCCAGGGAGGUUUGGCCAUGAUUUGAACCACUUGAAGGCUUGA
This is a messenger RNA of Fusarium redolens, 468 nucleotides long. RefSeq lists its product as uncharacterized. The transcript has a single exon. Lineage: Eukaryota; Fungi; Ascomycota; Sordariomycetes; Hypocreales; Nectriaceae. The coding region runs from base 1 to 468 and encodes 155 amino acids. The record is from RefSeq and is a predicted model, not a curated record.